Molecule: messenger RNA, 3036 nt
Organism: Musca domestica (house fly)
Lineage: Eukaryota; Metazoa; Arthropoda; Insecta; Diptera; Muscidae
Gene: Mkk4
Product: dual specificity mitogen-activated protein kinase kinase 4
Exons: 5
Coding region: 370-1545 (391 amino acids)
Biological process (GO): MAPK cascade; protein phosphorylation
Molecular function (GO): JUN kinase kinase activity; ATP binding
Source: RefSeq, a predicted model, not a curated record
ACGUUCAUUACUCGACUUACACAACCCUAUUUCGGAGGAGCCUGCCUGAGCUAAAAGAAAAAUAAAAUUUGACUGGAAAACAAAUAUGUAGAGAUAUUAUAUACUACAUAACUCUGGACACCUUCAAUUUUCAUUUUCGCAAAAAUAUAUAUUUGUGCUGUCGUGGAUAAUCUGUUUUUCUUCUUUGAUUUUCGCUGUCUCUGGUCAUUUAUAUUGUUGUGCACUGGUCCAGAAGGGACGACGAUUUAGAAAUCCCUUAUGCUGUGGUUCUGCUGCAAGGAUCGUUUUCAGUAAACACAAGGGAGAUCGGUGUAGGUCGCGCCCUUUUCGGUGUACAAGUUCCAAUUAAGAGAACAUAGAUUUGAUAACAUGGCGGAACGUCCAAAGAAUUUAUUUGCUGGGCGACCAAGGGCACCACCUAAUGAAUUGAAUAUAAAUCCAUUGGUACAACGUCACCCGCCAUCGCUGUCAUCAACAUCAUCUGGAUCAGCGUCUUCAACGUCGGCAAGUAGCAUGGUGGUCGGUGGAUUACCUGUGAACAUGCCUACCGAGAGAACAAGAGAGCGAAUUAGACAGCAAGCUUGUGGCAAGUUACAAGUGGGUCCGAAUGCUAAUGACGUAUACCAGUUUACCUCUGAGGAUCUUGAGGACUUGGGGGAGAUUGGUCGCGGUGCAUUUGGUGCUGUCAACAAGAUGGUUUUCAAGAAGAAUGAUAUGGUUAUGGCUGUGAAACGUAUUCGCUCAACUGUAGACGAAAAGGAACAAAAACAACUUUUGAUGGAUCUCGAGGUGGUUAUGAAAUCGAACGACUGUAAUUACAUUGUUCAGUUUUAUGGAGCGCUCUUCAAAGAGGGCGACUGCUGGAUAUGUAUGGAGCUAAUGGACACUUCAUUGGACAAGUUCUAUAAAUAUAUUUUUGAGCAUAAGGAACAGAGGAUUCCAGAAUCCAUAUUAGCUAAAAUAACUGUGGCCACUGUUCACGCUUUGAACUAUCUUAAAGAGAACUUAAAGAUUAUUCACCGCGAUGUUAAGCCAAGCAAUAUUCUGCUGCACAAAAGAGGUGACAUAAAGCUGUGUGACUUUGGCAUUUCAGGCCAGUUGGUCGAUUCUAUUGCUAAAACGAAGGAUGCAGGUUGCAGACCAUACAUGGCGCCAGAAAGAAUAGAUCCCGAACGUGCGAGAGGCUACGAUGUCAGAAGCGACGUUUGGUCGUUGGGAAUCACCUUGAUGGAAGUUGCCACAGGCACCUUUCCAUACCGAAAAUGGGACUCGGUUUUCGAACAAUUAUGUCAAGUCGUUCAGGGCGAUCCCCCACGUCUUAAUCCGGGUCAACAAUUUUCCACAGAAUUCGUGGAUUUUGUGAACACUUGCCUAAUCAAGAAUGAAAGUGAACGCCCCAAAUAUGAUCGCCUGCUACAGAUGCCUUUCAUAUUGCGAGGAGAACGUAGUAACACAGACGUAGCUGCCUAUGUUACUGACAUCUUAGAGGCCAUGGAAAGUGAUGGCAUAACGCAAUUCACCACAAAUCAACCAGCCGAAAGUUAAUGGACUCAUAAACAUGUAAAUUCAUCACUCCUCAUUUUUUGAGAAACUAAUUAAAACAAAAUAAGAAAACCAACCAUCUGUUAGGAAAAAACAAACCCAUGCAAAAGCAUUGUUGUCUACUUGAUAGAAGGUAAGAUUUCAUGUUGGAACAUUUCGUAGCGUAGUUCUCCAAUUGAAACGUAAACAAAAUCAUAUAAUUAAUUAAGCAGCAAUGAAAAAUACUUAAAAUGUUAUAUCAUAGCAAACUGAUCACAAACUCGCUGAAAGGCUUUUAAAAGGUCACAGAAACAACAACAACUAAUUGUGAAAGAAGCUUAAAGUUUAGAAUUAUUUGCCUUGUAUUUUUUUAAAUAAUGUGUAAAAUGUCUUACAAAUAAAAUCAGAUUUUGAGUUGCAUUUUCCCACAAACGCAAUAGUAUGAAAUGUUGCGAAUAACUAUAACGAGAAGACACCAAUUUUACGCAAAUAUUAACUAACACAUAAACAAAAAUACACACAUAGCAAGGACGAUUCACCAAGAUCGUUUAAUAAAAUCAACUUAUUCAAAAAUAUAUCGCUUUUUUGUAAAAAUAAACAAAGAAAAACUCACAUAUACUCUUUACACAGUCGAGAAGCAUCUGCAUUAGAUUGAGCGCGGGCUUGGCAAAGAAUUGACAACUUUGAACAAACGCCCCCAUUAGAAUAACGGAAUCGGUUUGGCCGUUCCUCUGUCCAUUAUGCUAAGUCGAGAUAUUCUGUGCUUCGAUUUUUACAAUCUAUUAUUUAUAAGCUAAUCGGAGCAAACGAAAAUGGCGAAAUAUCCCGCAUGCGUCCAAUUUUUAAAUAUUUUAUAAAACACAUGCAAAAACAAAAAAGAAAAAAAAAAUAGUCGUAAUAUUACCACGGUUUGCCAUUACUGAUAUAAAAGCUUUUAUAUUCGUAAAAUAAGUAAAGAAGUAUUUGUUAAAUUUAUAUUCAAACAGCAAAACAUUCUGUAGCAAUUUGUAGUCCACUUUAGAUGAAUAGGCUUAAGAGGAUCAAUUAGUUAUUACAAAAAAAAGGAAUAAAUAAAAAUUAUCUAAAAAAAGGAAGCGAAAAUAUCGUUUUUUAUAUAACGUCCAAAACUAUCUUACGAGCUAAGCUUCACAAGCACAGGCAAUGCGUGUCCUCUCGUGCUCAUGCCGAUAAUCUCCAGUUCCAUUUUAAAAUUGAUCACCAUCGUAAAAUAUUGAACUCUCCUUUUCUCCAAAAUUCGAAAGCGCAUUCUGUAAACUACAAUUAAAUAUGUAACAGUUCGUCCAUAUCUCUCUGAAUAUUUUAUAGACAUACCAACAACACAGCAACCACAUGAUGACGUCUGAAUUUGUUCGAAUGUACAUUAUUAGGAAUUCUAACAUAAUAAUUCUUACUAUUUUUUUUUUUUAACUCAAACAUACAAAUACAGUCGUACUUACUUAAUUUUAAAUAAUUAAACUACUACAAGACAAACUGAAAAUAAAUUAAUGCAUAACG